Molecule: messenger RNA, 1158 nt
Organism: Schistosoma haematobium
Lineage: Eukaryota; Metazoa; Platyhelminthes; Trematoda; Strigeidida; Schistosomatidae
Exons: 3
Coding region: 127-1158 (343 amino acids)
Molecular function (GO): heme binding; oxygen binding
Source: RefSeq, a predicted model, not a curated record
GAAUAAUAAUCUUUUUUUUCUAUUUUGAUCCUGGAAAUAACCGGAAAUCUAGCACAAAUUAUUGACUAAAUAUGUAAAGUAAUUGAUAACAAAUUACAUAAUAAGUCAGAAUUUCUAUUUAAUAAUAUGGAUGAUGAUCAAAUAAUCACUGUUGAAUGUUCACAAUCAUUAGAUUCUAUAAUAAAACAUAAUUCAAAUGAGAAAGAUGUAAAAUCUCUUCAUGAUUGUGUUGAAUUAAGUACAAUUAAAUCUUCAAGUAUAAAUAUUACAUAUGAAGAAAGUAAAUUAUCAACUUCAAUCUCUUCUUCUAUACCUUCAUCAAAUCCAACUAUUGUUGAACCUGUAACAACACCACUACCACCACCACCACCAACAACAACAACAAAACCAUCUAUAUCACAAGAUUCUAGUUAUAGUUUAUUGAAUAGUUUUAAAAAACGUAUUAAACAACAUUUAACUUUAUCAAGAAAUUCUAGUUUACAUAAAAGUAUGCAUGAUUUGUCUAUAUCCACCAAGAAACUCAAUUUUCAAUCAACUAAUAAUAAUAAUAUAAUAAGUUUAAAUUCUGCGUCAAGUUCCAUUUUAUCAACGAAUGUAAAUAAAUUAAAUUUAACACAAGAUGUACCAGAUGAUAUAACAUUAAUUGAAAAUGAACAUGAUAAAGCAUUAAUUACUGUAACAUCAUUCACUAAUGAAGAAUUACUUUUAUUACAAUCAAGUUGGAGUUUAGUGAAACAAUAUAUUGAAAAAAUUGGUGUGAUUACAUUUCUUGGCAUAUUUGAACAACAUUCAGACUUUCGUGAUGCAUUCACUGAAUUUCGAAAGAGAAAAUUCGUUGAUGUAAAACAUGAUCCAGCAAUGCAAGUUCAUGGUUUACGCGUAUUAAGCGUAGUAGAUAAACUAAUUACUCGAUUACCUAAAACUGAUGAUAUUGAAAGACAAUUAAUGAUGAUUGGAUCAAAACAUUGUCGAUACGUUCCAACAAUUGCAUUGGUAUCUAGUGUUUCGGACCAAUUAUGGGGUGCUAUAGAACCAGUCUUAAAAGAAGAAUGCUUAUGGUCGGAUGAUUUAGCAGUUACAUGGAGAUCAAUUCUUGAUUAUUUAACUAAAACAGUAAAAUAUGGUUUAGCUAAAACAUUCCAUUCUACACACAAAUAA